AUGGUGAUAGACUCUGGGAGCGAUUCUCUCUCUUAUCCUGCUCCUGUUCAAGAGGAAGUAGGGGAGGUGUCGAAGAGACAGAUCCCGGUUACUCUCCUUUCGGGCUUCCUUGGGAGUGGUAAAACGACCCUUCUCGAACAUAUACUCCAGUCACCCGACCAUGGGCUGCGUAUCGCUGUUGUUGUGAACGAUAUGAGCAAACUGAACAUUGACGCAGCUUUGAUCACCCAUCACAGAGUGUCGCAGACGCAAGAGAAGCUCAUUCAACUGCAAAAUGGAUGUAUCUGCUGUACUUUGCGUGGGGAUUUGUUGUCCGAGCUCGCUCACCUCGCCCGUCAGGCCGAUGUGCAGUAUGUUGUGAUCGAGAGUACGGGCAUCAGUGAGCCAAUGCAGGUGGCCGAAACAUUCACAGCUGAGUUCAGCAAGGCAAUGUUACAGGCGGAUGAGGAGAUGAUGGUUGAUGAUGAUAGCCGCAAGAUUUUAACAGAGAUAGUCAACCUCGGAGGGUUGCACACGCUCGCUAGACUUGAUACCACAGUCACAGUAGUCGACGCCUUUAACUUUCUUGCUAGUUUUGAUACUGCCGAGUUUCUAUCGGACCGAUAUGGAUCCAAGGAAAUUAUCCCAGAGGAUGAGCGGACCAUUUCUGACCUCAUGGUCGACCAGAUCGAGUUCGCAGAUGUGCUCAUCAUCAAUAAGAUAGAAACUGUGGAUGAAGCCACGCGAGUCAGAAUCCGAAGACUGUUACAGACCCUUAAUCAUGAGGCCAAGGUACUCGAGACAAGCUAUUCACGAGUCGACGUCAAGGAAAUUCUCGAUACGGGCAAGUUCAACUUCCUCAAGGCGGCCUCGGGAGCUGGUUGGUUACGAAGUUUGCAUGAGAUGAGCAUACAGACGACAGAAAAUGGGGAAAGAAUGGCCCCCAAACCGGAGACGAUAGAUUUCGUGUACACGGCUCGACGACCGUUCCAUCCUCGUCGACUGUUCUCCCUGCUUCACGAUAAGUUCAUCCUGCUUCAGAGCAACGAAGCCGAAGACGAUGAAGAAGAGGAGGAGGAGGAGGAGGAAGGUAAGAGAGGAGAAGUAGAGGACAACAUGGAAGUAGAUGAGGACGAGGACGAGGACGACGAUGAAAGCAUCGCGGAUUUUGACCAACCAGAUCCAUCAAUUAUCCUGGCAAACAAACGCAAUCACCCUGCCUUUGGCUCGGUUCUUCGCUCCAAAGGAUUCUUUUGGUUGGCUACCCGACCGUUCCAGUUUGGAGAAUGGAGCCAGGCCGGUGGCAUGUUAACGGUUGGCUGCGGAGGGCCAUGGUUCGCGGAGGUGCCAGACGAGGCAUGGCCCGAAGAUCUCGAUGUACGAAAGUCCAUUGAGAAUGACUUUAUGGAGCCUUGGGGAGACCGAAGACAGGAGAUAGUUGUCAUCGGAGAGAGCAUCGAUAGCGAGUUGGUGGCGAAAUCGCUGGACGAAUGCCUCCUGGACGACGAAGACAUGGAGCGAUGGGCAACGGUGAUGCAAAAUAAAACGAUGUCACACCUAGAAAAGCAGGAGGAGAUGGAGAGGUUGUGGGAAGACGGAUGGGAAGCAUGGCCCGAGUUUGGUAUUGAGGACGAAGAGGAAGAGGAAGAGGAAGAGGAGGAGGAGAAGAAGAAGAAGAAGCAGAAGAAGCAUCGCACCAGCGAGUUUCAAAAGCACAACCACUCUCAUGGACAUGUGCAUACCCACAAAUAG
Aspergillus clavatus NRRL 1 is the source of this 1731-nucleotide messenger RNA. RefSeq names its product CobW domain protein. Bases 1 to 1731 code for a protein of 576 amino acids. The record is from RefSeq and is a predicted model, not a curated record. Lineage: Eukaryota; Fungi; Ascomycota; Eurotiomycetes; Eurotiales; Aspergillaceae. The transcript is spliced from 5 exons.